AUGUCGUUUCUGUCCAACAAUCCUCGUCUUACCCAGAACGGAGGCCUAGCGCCUGCUUACGAUUCACAAUCCGAGCAACCAUUCGCAAAAUCACCCGUGGCCAUCGAGUCCUGCAUACACGACUUAAUCGAACAGCGCUGUCAAGAACAACCUGAAGCUUCCGCAGUAUGUGCUUGGGAUGGCGAAUUUACGUAUCAGCAACUCAGUAACUUGUCUCGCUCGCUCGGUGCGUUGCUAUCUGCUCAGGGUGUUGCACCGGAGGUCUUCGUGCCUGUCUACUUUGAGAAAUCCCGGUGGACAGUGAUUGCGAUCCUAGGCAUUUUGCACGCCGGAGGCGCUUUUGUAUUACUUGACCCAUCACACCCGUUCCAACGACUCGAGAGCAUCUGUCAAAAGGUGAAGGCACGGUUGGUAAUAACUUCAUCCCAGAAUGCACCACAAGCUGGCCGUCUUGCCUCAAAUGUGGUGGUUGUAAAUGAAAAGACAGUGCUGGAAGACCAUAAUUCAGUUCGAGGAGCAGAUAGUUAUUCGAAGCCAAACAAUGCCGCCUAUGCUAUGUUUACCUCCGGGAGUACAGGCACUCCUAAGGGGGUUGUUAUUGAACAUCGAUCUGUCUCAUCUUGGGUCGUCGCCUACGGCCCAAGAGUAGAUCUCACCCACACAUCGCGUGCACUUCAGUUUUCUUCUUACGCCUUUGAUGGCUGUCUUAUGGAGAGCUUCCCCGUGUUAAUACACGGGGGAUGCGUAUGUAUUCCGUCGGAAGAGGAACGACGGAGUGACCUUGUCGCUGCAAUGAAUCGCCUGCGAGUUAACUGGGCUUUUCUCACCCCGUCCAUGACCCGUUCCCUGGAUCCCAUGAGACUGCCAAUGCUGAGGACCUUGGCAUGUGGUGGGGAAGCCAUGGCUGCGCAGGACAGAGACCAAUGGGCUUCUCACUUGUCCUUGUUCAAUGUUUACGGGCCCACCGAAUGUACUGUUGUAACCUGUGUUCAAGCCGUCCCUGAGGCAGCGGAUUUGCCUAUCAAAAUCGGCUAUCCGGUCGGUGGAAGCUACUGGAUAGUAGAUGAGGAUGACGUUCAAAGUCUCUGUGCAGUAGGUCAAAUAGGUGAGCUGCUGAUAGAAGGCCCGAUUGUUGGGCGAGGAUACAUGAAGGACGAGGCCAACACUGCUAAUAGCUUCAUCGACCGUCCCGAAUGGCUGCGGAAUUUAUGGCCGAGCGCCCGGGGCAAAGUUUAUAGGACAGGUGAUCUUGCCCGCUGUCAUCCAGAUGGAUCUAUCGAAUGCCUGGGCCGCAAGGACAGUCAAUUGAAAAUCCGUGGACAACGAAUGGAAGCGGCCGAGAUUGAACAUCACCUUCGCUUACAUCUCCCUGUCAAGGAUGCGGCCGUGGAGUUGAUUCAAGCGAAGGACGACCCUGGAACAUCUUUAUUGGCUGCGUUUGUGGUACGCGAGAUCAGGAAUACGUGCCUUUCACAAACGACCAAUCCGGAAGCUGAUUUACUGGCUUCAGAUGAGGGUUUCGAGAUAUUAAUCCAGCAAGUGAGAGAAUUGUUGAAGCUUGGUCUGGAGAAAACAGUGACGACACCGCCCCGGAAUUUGAAGGAGGAAACGAUGCAACGGCUGUGGGCUGAGGUACUGCAUUUGCCUGCUGGAUGUAUUGGCAUUAACGAUAGUUUCUGGAACCUAGGCGGGAAUUCCAUACGGGCGAUGAAGUUGGCUGGGAUAGCGCGCCGGCACGGGCUCACCCUAAGAGCCGAUGAGAUUUGGGGAGCCAGUACGCUAGAGGAAAUGGCAUCGCAUGCACGUUUAGACAGUCUUCCGUCGGAAGAAACGCCGGCUUUCUCGCUUUGUAUGGAUCGGAGUGAGCAGACGGAGAUAGUGCAGAGCCUAGGCGCGCAUCAGGUAAACCAGGAUGAGAUUGAGGACAUAUACCCUUGCACUCCGCUCCAGGAGGGUCUCUUUUCAUCGGCCGUCACACGUCCCGGCGUGUACACCAUAUCUCUUGAAUAUGAGCUUCCGGCUCACCUCGAGGUUGAUCGAUUCCGCCGCGCUUGGCAAGCAACAGUUGAGGCCAACCCAAUUCUGCGGACACGGAUAGUGUCAGGUAAAGGUGCAUGUCUUUACCAGGCUGUCAUCCGCGAUAAUAUUCCAUGGGACACACGAAACCCGAGCGAUGAUGUCCCCGAAGAGUGGAAAACCUGGCUGUUGGGGCGCCGAUUGAUCAGACUGGCGUUAAGUGAUCUAAAAACCUCGAAGACGCCUCGCCAUUUCACGCUGGUAAUUCACCACGCACUAGUCGAUGGCUGGGCGCUUCCAUUAUUGCUGCAACAAGUGGAAGCUGCCUACAGAGGGGAGCAAUUAGUCUCAAGGCCUUUUAGUCCCUUUGUCCGAUACUUGACAUCGCAAUGUCAGAGUGAGAUAGACCGUCAUUGGAUGGAGUGUCUAUCGGGCCUCAACACAGUCCAGUUUCCCAAGCUGCCGUCCCCUGGCUAUGUACCGAAACCGACGGGAAUGACAGCACAUACCAUUCCCAUUGCAGCGGCUUCCGACAUUGAUCAAAUAACUCUACCGACUCGACUCACCAUGGCUUGGGCCCUUCUAUUGUCUCACUACACAGAUAGUCAGGAUAUAGUCUUUGGAGUAACUGUUGCCGGCCGUGGUGCGCCAGUUGAGGGCAUCGAGUCGAUGACUGGGCCCACUAUCGCUACUAUUCCAAGACGACUACUUUUUGAGCCUCGAGCAACAGUGAUCGAGAUCUUGAAAAGUAUUCAGGCGCAGUCACUUCAUACGAUGUUCGCGGAGCAAGCUGGGCUUCAGCGCAUCAGUCGCCUAGGCGCUGAGCCUAACGCUGCCACCCAGUUCCAGAGUCUCUUCGUCAUUCAGGCAGACGAAGGCGAACAUCGACCUUCGCCCAUGUUUUCCAAAGUCCGCAGCCUCACUCGUCCGGCAGAUAUCAGUACAUAUGGUAUUACAAUAAAUGCUAAGCCUUCGUCGACCUCGGUGUUGCUUGAAGUCACCUACGACCCGCUGAUGGUUACCGAUGUGCAAGUGGAACGGCUAACUCAUCAACUGGAAAAGAUAUACCUUCAAAUAGAGCAGAUUCCCAACGCCCACGUGGAAGAUAUUGAGAGCAUCAGUUCUUGGGAUGUGGCGACGUUGCGAAAGUGGAACGGCCAACCCCCGGUACGGGUCGAACAGUGUGCCCAUGAACUCAUCUUUCAACGUACGCUGGCCCAGCCCGAAGCACCCGCUGUUUGUUCGUGGGAUGGGGGGCUAUCAUACCCGGAACUUGACUCGUAUGCCAACAAUCUGGCAAAGCAUCUAGUGCGCAUGGGGGUUGGCCCUGAAACAUUCGUUCCCUUGUACUUCGAGAAAUCGCGGUGGACCACGGUCGCCAUGUUGGCUGUCCUGAAAGCUGGCGGCGCAUUUACCUUGCUCGACCUCUCACAUCCGAAAGACCGACUUCAACAAAUUUGUCAGGAACUAAGUGCCUCUAUUGCCAUCUGCUCGGAAGCUACCGCCCCUUAUGUCAAACAACUUGGGCCAAUGGAUGUUGUCAUCCUCGGCCCCAACCAUACCAAACUAGUCGCCACUGAAUGUUCUGUGAACAUAACUUCGUCCACCCCAGACAACGCCAUGUAUGUCGUGUUUACUUCGGGGUCAACCGGCAAGCCCAAAGGGGCUGUUAUAACGCAUGGAAGUUGGUGCACUAUGACGCAGGCGGUAUACCCCAAACUUCAUCUCAGCCAUGCCUCGCGGGUGUUGCAAUUCGCUUCCCAUGCGUUCGAUGCGAGCAUAUUCGACUACCUCACGACGCUUGUAGCUGGCGGCUGUGUAUGUGUGCCUUCAGAGCAUGACCGCAUGUCAAAUCUUCCGAAAGCCAUCGCAGAACUCCAAGCCAAUUGGGCGUUGCUCACACCCACUGUCGCACGCACAAUAAGCCCUCAAACUUCUCCUUCUUUGAAGCAUCUCUUGCUAGGUGGGGAGCCUAUGACCCCGGCUGAUGUCCAGCAGUGGUCCCCUUACCUGCAGCUUAUGAAUGCCUACGGCCCAGCUGAAUGCGCAGUCAUAGUUACCUUACAACAGGCCGUAAGAGACCCUCAGAUGACAGCUAAUAUUGGUACUACUAGCGGGGCUGUCGGAUGGGUUGUUGAUCCACGCAAUGUCAAUCGCCUGUGCCCAGUCGGCGCUGUCGGAGAGCUGCUUGUUGAAGGACCGACUAUUGCGCGGGAAUACGUGAACCAUCCGGAAAUGACGGCGGAGGCUUUUGUAAAAGAUCCCACCUGGAUGCACACCUUCCGGAACCGCAUGACCAGAUUGUAUAGAACCGGAGAUCUCGUUCAGUACACAGAUACAGGAGAAUUCAGGUUUGUUGGUCGCAAGGAUACGCAAGUUAAGCUGCGUGGACAGCGAGUGGAGAUAGGAGAGGUUGAACAUCACCUACGCCGCUGUUUUCCUGGUGCUCAGGGAGCAGUUGCUGACGUCCUUUCCUCCCAGGAUGGGCAAGCUGCUCUUCUGGCCGGGUUCGUCAUACGCACGCCGAACGAAGAUCAAAGCUGUCUUAUCCUGGAGAGCGACACAAGCUUUUCCCGGGCAGCAGCCAUUGCGCUUUCUCGGAUGAGACAGGCCCUUCCGUCAUAUAUGGUCCCAACCGUUCUGAUCCCGCUCAGUCGUCUGCCUCUCUCUUCAACGGGUAAACUGGAUCGGUGCGAUCUGCAAAGGCAGACAGCCCGGUUGUCUCGCGAACAGCUUGAUAAGUUCCGCAUGGCAGAGAAAGCCCCCCUUCGAGAACCAGAGACUCACACCCAGGCGGAGCUACGGCGACUUUUCGGGGUUGUGCUGUCGAUGCCUGAGGGACAAAUUGGAGUCGAGGACGACUUCUUUGACAGGGGAGGUGACUCCCUAUCAGCCAUGAAAUUGGUAGCGCUCGCUCAGAGGUCGGGGUACUCUUUGACAGUUGGGGACAUUUUCACAUGCCCGCGCAUAAUCGAUCUAGUGGCGAGGACAAGCAUUGUGGACGGCAUUUGUAGUGGCGAUGUACUACCGUUCAGCCUAGUCCCAGAUCUGCGGGUGCAAGAGGACAUUAUAUCAACGCUACAGGCGCAGGCCAAUAUAGCCAGAGACCAGAUUGAGGACAUGUAUCCAUGUACCCCAAUGCAAGAGGGUCUCAUGGCGCUGACACUGAAAAGUCCCGGAAAAUAUGUCGCGACGUUGUCUUACGAUCUCGUGGAAGGGGUCGACCUAGAUCGUUUUCAAGCUGCGUGGGAUGCGACUAUUGUUGCAAAUCCCAUCCUGCGUACACGGCUGGCGCAGGGUCCUGGAGGCAGCUUCCAGGUCGUGGUGCGAGAGGCGCCCUGUUGGGAGAGGUAUAGCACGCAGCAGGAUUAUGAAGAACGCGCUGAGAUGGCGGCUAUGGGGCCCCAUGUACGCUUACUUCGCCUUUCGUUAAUCCAUGAUCCUCCCCGUUUCGUUGUGACUAUCCACCAUGCCCUUUAUGAUGGCUGGUCAUUGUCUCUGCUGUGGGACCAGGCCGAGGCUGCUUACCGUGGACAAACUCUUCAGCCCCGGCCAUUUUCACCGUUCAUCCAUUAUCUUCAGCAGCAGAACGACUCAACAGCAUUUUGGCGGUCUGAAUUCGAGGAACUCAGCGCGGCUGUUUUCCCAGUGCUCCCAUACCCGACUUACGAGCCCACACCAAGCCAGGCUAUCCAUAGACGACAUUCCAUGGCAGCAGAUGUUAUGUUAAAUUUUACUAUACCGACGGCUAUCCAAUUGGCAUGGGCCAUUAUCCUGUCGUACUAUACGGACUCGCUUGAUGUCGUAUUUGGUCUAACAGUCAGCGGGCGCGCCGCAGCCUUGCAUGGCAUUGACAAACUUACAGGGCCAACUGUGACAACUGUUCCACUCCGCAUCAAGUUAGACUUCGAUCGAUUUGUACAGGAUGAGGCUCACCGGAUUCAGAAGCAGCUGACAGCCAUGACGGCUCACGAACAGACAGGAUUGCGCAACAUUCGUCCACUUAGCAGUGAUGCAGACAAGGCAUGCCAGUUUCAGAGCCAUCUGGGAAUUCUUUCAAUACCCAAGUCUAGCCAUGGCACCUUGGCGACCCAUAUUCAAAGCGAGCACCUGGACUACGGGGGGUUUGCAAGCUACGGUUUUGUUCUUAUCUGCCAAUUAGCCCCGGAAGCGCAUGAUCAUCUGGAUAUUAUUGCCCAGUAUGACCCGGGCAUGUUGGGUGUAGACCAAGUCCAGAGAAUUGUCAUGCAGUUCGAGCACAUUCUCGACCAAAUCGUCUCUCACCCGGGCUUGUCUCUACGAUGUCUCUCAGCAGUUAGUGAUUAUGAUUGGAAAGAAAUGACUGGCUGGAAUGCUACACUGCCACCGUCAUCAGAGAGUUGCUUACAUGAUUUGGUCCUUGGCCAUGAAAUUUCCCGUUCAUCUGCACUAGCGGUUUGUGCUUGGGAUGGAGACUUGACGUUCGAACAGUUAGCCUCCUCCUCUCUUAGGCUAUCACAAGUACUUUGGAACAGCGGUCUUCAGGAGGGGUCGGUUGUGCCUAUUUGUUUGGAAAAAUCAAAAUGGUCGGUCAUAUGCAUGGUCGCUAUCUUACGUUCUGGAGCAACUGCCACGUGCAUUGACCCUAUACUUCCAAUAGAACGGCUGCAGAGUAUUAUGAAUCAGACCAAGCCUCAAGUGGUUAUAUGCUCAAAAGAGACCGAGGGGAAGUUUAAGGGACAUUCUAUUGCCACAGUAUUGACUGUGCCCUUUCCAAUGCAAGUGCUUGGGCUCGGUUCGGGUUCUGCUGAAAAGGCCUCGGUAAGCCCCAGCUCCCCAGCAUUUAUUGUCUUCACGUCCGGAUCGACCGGACGGCCAAAGGGUAUAGUUAUGGAACAUCGAAACUUAUCAACGAGCAUUCAAUAUCACCGCGAGGCGUUGAACAUUACCCAGAAUAGCCGAAUGCUUCAUUUUGCGUCAUAUGCCUUUGAUGCUAGUGUUUAUGAGAUAUUCACAACUCUUGUCACCGGAGGAUGCGUCUGUAUACCGUUCGAGUCUGAGCGGAUGAACGCAAUUGAACAAUUCAUUGCAGACAAGCAAGUAAACGUUGCCCUCUUGACCCCAUCGAUGCUUGCCAUACUGGAUCCGGAUCAGGUACCCAGUCUGAAGACUGUUAUAUCAGGAGGCGAAGCGCUGACACGGCACGUUGUUGGUCGAUGGGCAUCUCGUGUAGCACUAAUCAAUGCUUAUGGCCCGGCUGAGACGAUUAUAUGCGCGGCAGGGCCAGUCGUCGAGGGAGAUUGGACGCCAGGCACCGUUGGCCCUGUCCUAGGCGGAGCAGCAUGGGUGGCUGCUCCCUCUGAUCCCACACGAUUAGUCCCUCUCGGCGCAGUGGGCGAGCUCAUCAUUGAAGGGCCAAUUGUCACAAGAGGAUACAUGAACAGCCCUGAACUCACGCGGGCAGGGUAUAUCGACGCCCCAGAAUGGCUCACUCGUUUCCGAAAUGGCCGCCCAGGCCGCCUCUAUCGCUCUGGUGACCUUGUCGAGCUUACUACUGAGGGGACAGUUCGGUUUAUCGGUCGCAAAGACACGCAGAUUAAGCUGCGCGGACAGCGUAUUGAGUUGGCUGAAGUCGAAUAUCAUGUGCGUAAGUGUAUCGGAGGUUUUGAUGCGAUUGUCGAGAUUGUAAAUAUAGACGGUUCGCCGAUCUUAUUUGCCUGUGUUGUUCAGGGCAUGUCCGGCGGGAAGGCCGAAGACGGACUCUUCCUUCCUCCCACAGGCGCCUUCCAAAGGGCCAUGCAGGUCGCCCAGGUCUCUCUUCGUGAUGCUAUCCCUGAAUAUAUGAUCCCAUCCGUGUUUCUUCCUAUCUCCAAAGCUCCUCAGACAACUGGAGGAAAGAUAGACCGCAAUGCUCUUCGCAAAGCUGUCGAGGGUCUUUGGCCCUCUAAAAUUCAGCGAUACACGGCCGCAGCACAACGCAGCCACCGGCAACCAUCAACCGCACGAGAAAAGGCUAUUCAAGCCGUCUGGGCCCAUGUCUUGAACAAGAGCCUCGAGAUGGUUGGCGUUGACGACAGCUUCUUCUAUCUCGGCGGAGACUCAAUCAGUGCGAUGCAGAUUGUCUCCCAAUUGAAAACCGCCGGAAUCCGCACCACCGUCGAGUGCAUUUUUCAACAGAGCACGAUUGCCAAAAUAGCUACAACAGCCAUGAGUGAUGUCAUCAGCCCAUCUGAUUGUAGGCAGGAAGAGUCCUGCGAUACUCCAUUCCGCCUAUCACCGAUCCAACAGCUAUUCCUGGACAGAGUCCCGGUGCACUAUGACCAUUUCAACCAGAGCUUUCUCUUUGAACUCCAGCGACCCGUGCAGGCUGACAAGGUAGAGCAGGCCAUACAAUACAUAGUACGGUCUCAUCCCAUGCUGCGGGCGCGGUUCUCCCGUCAUCCGGUAGGGGGCUGGCAUCAGACAAUCACCAAGGAUGUGGACGGUUCUUACCGGUAUGAGCAACACGUGAAUAUGACACAGAACGACGCCGAACCCAUUUUCAUGGAACACCAGAAAACAUUAAGCAUUGAAAAUGGGCCAUUGCUUGCUGUGGACUUGAUGAGCAUCCACGGCGAGAAACAAUGGCUGUCCAUAAUUGCCCACCAUCUCGUUGUCGAUAUCGUAUCUUGGCAGACUAUCUUGGACCAGCUAGAGCGGCUUUUAGGAUCGAUGCCUGUCAUCCCAACGAGCACAAUGCCCUUCCUUAGAUGGAGCCGACUUCAAGAAGAGCACAUAGCCUCUGACCCAAAGAUAAGAGACCAGGCUGCUCCCUUGGCGCUUAUGGAUUAUUGGGGGCUUUCUGAAACCAGCAAUGAUUACGCUGACGUAGACGUCUACGAAACAAGGCUUAACUACCAGCAUACUAGUUGUCUGCUGGGGCCUGCCAAUGAAGCAUUUCGCACAAGGCCAAUCGAGUUGCUGCAGGCGGCGCUGAUGCAUGCGUUCGCGAGGACAUUCCCCGAUAGACCGACCCCUGUUGUCUUCAAUGAAGCCCACGGGCGCGAUCCAUGGGCAGACGAUAUUGACGUGACAGGAACCGUUGGCUGGUUUACGAAUAUCUGGCCCUCCCAUGUGCCUCUAGAUCCCGGUACUGAUCUAAUAGACGCGGUAUGUCGCACUAAGGAUGGUCGACGCGAUUCCCAGGACCUUGGGCGAUUCUUCUUGGGGACGCGUCAAGAGCUUGUCAACCAGGGACCACAUGUCGGUCGCUUUGCUCUUAUUGACAUCCUUGCCGAAGUGACAGAUGGAACAUUAUCUGUUCAGUUUAUGUACAACCGGCGUAUGAGGCACGCAGAGAGGAUCAUCGAAUGGGCAGAACGCACCCAGGGGGCCCUGUCGAGUCUAGCCCAGCGGCUUCCCACUAUUCCUUCUCGUCUGACUCGAUCUGAUGUGCCUCUACUGCGCUUGACUGACGGGCAAUUCUCCGAAUUCCAGGCCCAAAUAGUCGACCAACUCACUACCGCAGGAAAGGCCGUGGAGGAUGCAUAUCCCUGUGCGCCCAUCCAACUCGGCAUGCUGCUAAGUCAGGCGAAAAAUCCGCAAAACUAUACAAGUCGCCUGGUAUGGACAAUGCAGGCCCAAGACGAGGGACCUAUCCAGAUUGACCGGCUCAUGAGGGCGUGGGGGCAGGUUGUGAAUAGACACCGGCUACUUCGCACUAUAUUUGUGGACAGUCUGCGAGGGGACGGCAGCAUUGACCAGGUCGUCCUAGAAGAUGUACAGCCAACUAUUGUCAAUCUAGUCAUAACAGGGACAGAGAGCCUCAUACAAGGAUUAAGUCAUUUGGAGCGUUCUCCUUUGCCUGACUUGCAUCCAGCGCACCGGUUAACGAUCUGUCAGUCUCCUACAGGCUCGGUAGGUUGCGCUCUUGACGUCAACCACGCUCUGGUGGACGGCAACUCGCGCCAGAUCAUUCUACAUGACCUAUUACUAGCAUGCGACGGUAUGCUGCCUCCGGAAUCAGAUCAUGUAUACAGAGACUACGUUUCAUAUCUGCAGCAGCCGCUAUUAGAUCCGGCCCGCACCUACUGGGAUCAAUACACGGAGGGUCUCGAACCCUGCAUUUUCCCCAACCUAAUGGGUGGUAGUGAAAACAUUCCCACUGCAGAAAUUGGCAGAGUGGACCGCUCGUUACGUGGGAUUUCGUCCCUGCGUGAGUUCUGCCGAAUCAACGAACUGACAAUGGCUUCGGUCUUCCAAGUGGCCUGGGGGCUGGUACUCCGUGCAUACGCGCGUACCGAGGACAUAUGCUAUGGCUAUAUGACGUCCGGCCGUGAUACACCCAUCGCUGGCAUUGAGGAUGCAGUAGGACCGUUUAUCAAUAUGCUAGUACAGCGGCUGGACUUCCGUGGAGGUUCCAGUACACUCGAACUACUGCGAAAAUGCCAGAUUGACUUUGCGCAUAGUCUGAGCUUCCAAUAUCUGUCACUUGCCGAAGUCACCCAUCGGCAUCAGCACAACCUUUUCAAUUCUAUCAUAUCGGUUCAGUCUUUCAUGGCGAGAUAUACACUUCCACACUCUUCACUGAUAAUUGAUGAUCAAGGUGGCAACGAUCCAACAGAGUACGACCUAGCAGUCAAUAUUGGAAUUGACGUAGACGACAUCCACAUAGUCAUGGAUUUUAGAUGUGGGUUACUCACCAAUGACCAGGCAGCAUUCGUCCUCGAUGCUUUCGAGCAAGCAGUGCAGGGUAUUGUGGACUUCAGCGACCAACCGGCUCGAUCAGUCCCACUCCUCGGUGGAAGCUCUUAUGAGACCAUACGGAGGUGGAAUCAGAAGAUCCCGCAGCCUGUAGAGCGAUGCGUCGGCGACAUGAUCCUGGACAACUACCGCACAAAGCCUUCUUCUCCAGCUGUCUGCGCCUGGGAUGGCGAUUUUACCUAUGCAGGUCUGGAGACACAAUCAGCGCGACUGGGCCGUGAACUCCGUGGCUGUUAUGGCGUGGGCCCCGAGGUCUUCGUUCCAAUCUACGCUAUCAGGUCCCGCUGGGUCACUGUAGCAAUCACAGCAGUAAUUCGAGCCGGCGGCGCUUUCAUUCUCUUGGAUCCCAGCCAUCCACUGCCCCGUCUGCGUACCAUAUGCGCCGACGCUCGGGCCGCUGUGAUAUUAGCACCCUCACAAAGUCAGGACAUAGCGGCCCAGUUGGUUAGUCGGGUGGUGACUUUUGGUGAGGAACUUGGAGAAGCGGGAGACAGUAGUGGCGAUGUGCAUGGGGGGACAGAGAUGGCCCCUGAACUUACCCCAAACAAUGCGCUAUACGGCAUCUUCACCUCUGGAUCAACUGGGCAGCCAAAAGGGGUGAUUGUCCACCAUCGGGCCUUUGCCACAUCUGCCGUCAGUCAGGCUGGAACCUUGAAGAUAGGCCCUGAGUCUCGCGUGUUGCAGUUCGCGUCAUUCGCCUUUGAUGCUGCAAUUGGCGAGAUUCUCACAACCUUGGUUCAGGGCGGCUGCGUGUGCAUCCCUUCGAACGAGCAGCGCCAGCAAGCAUUAUCCAGAGCUGCAUACGAGCUACAGGCAAACUGGGCUUUACUGACUCCGUCGGUGGCGCGUGCUUUGCGACCAGCCGACUUCCCAACGCUGCGCACCUUAGUCCUAGGCGGCGAAGCAGUGAGCAGCAAGGAGGUGCAAAUAUGGUCCCCAAAUUUAGAUGUCAUUGUCGGAUAUGGCCCGGCGGAAUGUGCUGUAUGGUGUUCCGGUACAGUGGAGCAUCCUGGCUCCGACUAUUGCAGCCUGGGACGACCAUUUGGCUGUCGCAUGUGGAUUGUUGAAGCUGAAAACCCAGACAUUCUUGUCCCCAUUGGUGCCGUGGGUGAACUGGUGGUUGAAGGUCCCAACAUUGCCCGAGGCUACCUGAACGAUGCUCGCACUGCUCGAGCAGCUUUCCUGGACGGUCCCCGGCCCUGGCUCAACGGGAAAACGAGCCGUCUAUUUAGAACGGGCGACUUGGCGCGAUACAAAGCGGAUGGCUCGCUACAUUUCGUAGGCCGCAAAGAUCUCCAGGUUAAGUUACGCGGGCAGCGGUUCGAGCUGGCUGAGGUGGAGCAUCACCUCCGUCAAGUAUUUGACCAAACGCAUGGCACUCUUGCAGAAGUAGCUACCACAUGCAACGAUACCAAGCUCUUGGUAGCAUAUAUCCAUCUACCAGAUCUGUCAAUCUCGGCUGAGGGCCCUGGCGAGUUGCUGAUUAGGCCCGCCACUCAUACGUUCCGCUCCAGCGUUCAAGCUGCCCAGACGAAGCUUCGUAUGUGCAUGCCUGAGUAUAUGGUGCCAACAUUGUAUCUACCGUUGCAGCAAGUGCCCCUGACAGCCAAUGCGGACUUGGAGGCCUACUCUGCUUCGGCCACCACCCGCACCAAGCCGUCCACGCCGGUGGAACAAUGCCUACAGCAGAUCUGGUCUGAGAUACUGAACCGCCCUAAGAGCACAAUUGGUUUAGAAGACAAUUUUUUCCGCCUGGGCGGAGACUCGAUUCGCGCCAUGGGUAUGAUUCCCGCGGCUCGAGAAGUGGGCUAUCGUAUUACCAUGGCCAAUAUCUUCAACAAUCCCAGGCUCGGCGACUUAGCGCGGGUCGCAAGGCCCACCCCUGGGAUAGCAGUGGCCUCGUUAGCGCUGGCGCCGUUCGCGCUGAUUGAGAAUUCGAGAGACCUUACAGAUACCGCAGCAGAGCACUGUGGCAUAUAUCCUCAUCAAAUUGAGGAUAUCUAUCCCUGCACGCCACUGCAGGAAGGCCUCAUGGCCUUGUCCAAUAAAAUCACCGACCGUUACAAGGUGACUUUCCGGUACCAGCUUGAGCCUCAGGUCGAGCUCGAGCAAUUCCAAACCUCCUGGGUUGCCAUCGCUGCGAUCAAUCCCAUUCUUCGGGCGCGCAUGAUACAAUCAGACUAUCACCCCGGCACGUUUCAGGUGGUUCUGUUCGAUUCACCCCAUUUCCACAUUUUCGAAAGCCAGGAAGUUUGCGAUGAACACAUCCGUGAUUGUCAAAUGGCACUUGGUAAUGCAUUGGUUGAUUUCUCAUUGAUAUGUUCGCGUGAUUUGGACGCCGUACAAUUUUACCUGACAAUGCAUCAUGCCGUGUAUGAUGGGUGGACACUCCCAUCUCUGUGGACACAGGUAGAGGCGCACUACCGACAUAAGAGAAUGCCAACCCCACCUCCCUUCAAUCAAUUUAUUGAAUAUGUCCAGCUUCAAGCCAACGUAGCAGCUGGGUAUUGGCGCAAUGAAUUCUCUGGCCUGUCUGCUCCUGUCUGGCCUCCAUUGCCCUCAGCACGCCAUGUACCAGUGGCAGACGCCUCCCUACACCAGACUAUUACCGGCCUUCACAGCAGUAGCUUAAAAUAUACCACCACAACAUUCAUCCACCUGGCCUGGGCCAUGGUCAUAUCAUAUCAGACCGACUCUGAUGAUAUUGUCUAUGGUGUCACUCUAAACGGACGCGGUACGCCGUUGACCGGUAUUGAAGAUAUGACAGGGCCCACCUUCAGCAGCUUCCCGCUACGUGUUCAAUUAGGGCUUGACUGCUACACGGUAGAGGACGCUUUGUCUAAGAUUCAGCAGCAGGCGGCAGAUCGAAUACCCUUCCAGCAUUUUGGGUUACAGAAUAUCCGGACUACAAGUCCGGAGGCCGUACAGGCGUGCCAGUUUCAAUCCUAUUUGGCCAUACAAGCCGCGCCUCCGUCACAGGAAGCCUCUAGUCUGGUUGCAGAGUUACGAGAUGGCCGUGAGGACUACGGCGCACUUGCAGAGUAUGCCUUCGUGAUGGUCUGCCGUCUGAAUGACGCAGAUAUAUCGUCCAUGCAGGUGAUUGCGAAUUAUGACCCGCAGGUUAUAUCGUCUGCGAUGGCUAAGAGAAUAGCAGGACAGUUCUCCCACAUACUUCAACAGCUCCCUAAGAAUCUGCAAACCCCGCUAAAUCAACUUGAUGUUCUUAGUCCUGAUGACAAUAAUCAACUGUCUGUAUGGAAUCGUGAGCUUCCAUCGUCUUUAGAUGUGUGUUUGCACGAUCUCGUGCGCGCCCAUGCCACUGUAGCCCCUGAUUCGGCGGCCAUCUGUGCAUGGGAUGGGAAGCUCACGUAUGCGCAGCUGAUGGCCCUCUCCGGACAACUCGCUAAUCAGCUGCGCGUUUUUGGUGUGCAUCCUAGCGCUCUGGUGCCACUGUGCUUUGAAAAGUCCAAAUGGACCGCUGUCGCCAUGUUGGCUGUUCUGCGAGCUGGCGGCGCAUGUGUGCCCUUAGAUCCAGGACACCCUCCUCAUCAUAUUCAGAACAUUGUUCGCCGUACAAAAGCUAAGCUAAUCCUGGCAUCCCACAAAAAUCGUCAACGUUUCCAGGCAAAGUGUGAUGCCAAAGUCGUAACCAUACCCUUACAGGGAGUGGCAGCACAAGCAACCACUGAAUCCUGGCCAGCGCCCUCCUGCCAUGAUGUUGCAUUCGUCAUCUCCACAUCUGGCAGCACGGGUGAACCAAAGGGAAUCCUCAUAGAGCACGUUGAUCUCUGUACAGGAAUCCGAGAUCACAGCCCGCCGAUGCGCAUUAAUUCUUCGACUCGCGCGCUACAUUUUGCCUCUUACGCCUUUGACGCCAGUAUCUAUGAACUGUUCUCUGUAUUAGCCAACGGCGGCUGUGUCUGUAUUCCAUCUGAUUUGGACCGUCUUGGCAAUCUGGCUGGAUUCAUCCGCGAGGCGCAGGUUAAUUUUGCACUAUUGACGCCUUCAGUCAUAGAUCGCCUGCUGCGACCGGAGCUAGUUCCAAGGCUCGAUACAAUUGCCUUUGGGGGCGAGGCAGUGACCCAGGAUAUUGUCGACCGCUGGCCACCAAAUCGCAGGUUGAUCAAUGCAUAUGGACCUGCAGAAGCAACUAUCUGUGCUGUUGGCGAUAUUAACCCCUGUUCUUGGACCGCCGGCAUGAUAGGGCCCGUUAUUGGAGGUGUUGGAUGGGUCACUAUGCCGUCGGAUGUGUCUCGUCUUGCUCCCGUGGGUGCUGUAGGGGAGUUGGUGAUCGAAGGUCCGGUUGUCACCCGUGGCUAUCUAGAUGAUCCAGAACGAACCGCCGCAGCCUAUAUCAGUCCGCCGGGUUGGUUAACUCGAUUUCGGGGGAAAGAAAGGCCAGGUCGUCUCUAUCGCACCGGAGACUUGGUACAAUAUACCGACGACGGAGGGAUUCGUUUUGUAGGUCGAAAGGACACCCAAAUCAAGUUGCGCGGUCAGCGCAUUGAGCUAGCACAUGUCGAAUACCAUGUACGACAGUGCUUCCCGGAGGCAGCAGAUAUCAUCGCCGAAAUUGUCCUGCGCGAAGGGAGGAAUCCUACGUUGAUCGCAUUUAUCGCCCAGACGCCGUCUGAUGGCGGUAAAUAUGCGAAUGAUCAAAGCGAUGCUUAUCAUGACAGCAGCUUGUUUCUCAGAAGCUGCACAUCAUUCCGGAGGCAAGUCGAGGCAGCUACCGCACGCCUACAAUCACUCUUGCCUGCAUAUAUGGUUCCUGCCAUGUUUUUACGUCUGGCGCAUGUCCCUCGAACAGGAAGCGAUAAAUUGGACCGACGACAACUUCGUGAUCAUACCUCCCUCCUUUCCAGCGAUCAAAUCCGGGCCUUGUCGGCGGGAUCGGAUGGGAUAUCAAGCACCUCGUAUCCUCCCCAGACGGCACGGGAGCGCUUGCUUCAGCAGCUUUGGGCCACGGUUUUGAAGAUUCCGCUGCAUAGGAUUGGAAUCAAAGAUGACUUUUUCGAAUCGGGCGGCGACUCCAUCCAAGCCAUGAGAAUGGUUAGCCUGCUACGAAGAGAAGGGUUGAGUCUGAAUGUGUCCGACAUCUUUGCGUGGCCAGUGCUCGAAGAGCAGGCUUGCGGUGCACGGGAGCAUAGCAUAGGCCUAGUGGAUGUAGAGACCUACCAUCCGGGGUCACUACUCGAUAUUAAAACCGCAGACCUGCAAACGUUUGCCACACGCGAAUUAGGUUAUCCCUUCAAUACCUCAGUCUCUGGAUGGUUUACAGGCUUGGAGGUCGAAGAUAUUCUUCCUACAACAGAAUUUCAGCGUCAAUUCCUGGAGCACCAGCAGAUCCAUUACAUACAGCUUCACCUGCCGGUGAAGAUCGAUGCGGAACGCUUAGAGAAGGCGUGCCGUGCCAUCGUAGACAAGCACCCCAUGCUCCGGUCUGCUUUUCUGCCCUAUCAAGAAGGGUAUCUACAGGUAUUGUUCCGCCGUCUGGAUUUUGACUUCAUCCAAAUCUCGUGUAGUGAGGACUUUGACGCUUGUAUCGAGCGUCUUUGUGUGGAAAACGCCUCGGCUGGGGUCGCUUGGGGAACCCCAUACUUCCAGACUCUGCUUGUCUCGCAAUCUCCGUCGAAUUCGGUUCUAAUCGUGCGCGGUAGCCAUGCUCAAUUCGAUGGAGAAUCGAUGCCCCUGAUAAUUCAAGAUCUAAUUUCGGUAUAUGAGACAGGGCAACUCGACCAGGUCACUUCGCCGUCUUUUGCACUGUACUUGCGGCACCGCCAGAUACAGGCAAACCCACGCACAUAUAAUUUCUGGGAGCAGUACUUGCGGGAUGCUGCGAUGACGACUCUCAACCUCUCGGGAUCAGACAGCGACCUUCCCCUCAAUGCCCGUCGAACCAUUCCUCUGCCCACACCACCCCGCGGAGUCACGAUGUCAUCUUUCAUAAACGCCGCCUGGGCCGUGGUUUUAGCUCAAGUCACCGGCCAACGGGACCUUGUGUUCGGUCACGUCCUGAACGGACGCGACAUACCCGUCGCCAGCAUCCAUGCUAUGUCUGGGCCGUGCGUUACUGUCUCCCCCAUUCGCAUAACCAUCCCCUCGUCCUCUUCCAAUAACCAAGUCCUCGAGUUAUUGUGUCAUGUACAGCACCAAUACACUCAGACCUUGCCAUAUGCGGGCAUAGACUUUGAGACCAUUCGCCAGCACGCGACGUCAUGGCCCGCGAAUGUAUCCUUCGGCAGUCUUUUAACACAUCAGAAUGGCGCCCAUAGAUCGAACUACACAUUCAAGGGAGUUGAAUGUACUUUGAAGACUCGGGUCAUAGGCGACAUUCCCCAGUUUCAUGUAGUCACGGUUCCUUUACAGGAUCAGAAUGAACUGAUUGUGUACCUUGACAUCUCUAGUCGGCUGGGGAGUUUGGGAGAUAUAAAGGAUUUGUUGGAGAGGUUUUGCUCUGCCAUUGCAGAUUUAGAUCGUGGGGUGGUUCCUCUUUGA
Aspergillus tubingensis is the source of this 17235-nucleotide messenger RNA. RefSeq names its product nonribosomal peptide synthetase. The transcript is spliced from 5 exons. Gene Ontology annotation, cellular component: cytoplasm. Gene Ontology annotation, molecular function: phosphopantetheine binding; catalytic activity. NCBI's taxonomy places the organism in Eukaryota, Fungi, Ascomycota, Eurotiomycetes, Eurotiales, Aspergillaceae. The coding region runs from base 1 to 17235 and encodes 5744 amino acids. Gene Ontology annotation, biological process: secondary metabolite biosynthetic process; amino acid activation for nonribosomal peptide biosynthetic process. The record is from RefSeq and is a predicted model, not a curated record.